This is a messenger RNA of Jaculus jaculus (lesser Egyptian jerboa), 4757 nucleotides long. RefSeq names its product janus kinase and microtubule interacting protein 2 (gene Jakmip2). Gene Ontology annotation, molecular function: kinase binding; microtubule binding. Lineage: Eukaryota; Metazoa; Chordata; Mammalia; Rodentia; Dipodidae. The transcript has 22 exons. The record is from RefSeq and is a predicted model, not a curated record. Bases 434 to 2896 code for a protein of 820 amino acids.
AGGAGCCAGAGGAGGCGUCUGCUGCAAGUUCCUGGCUGUUUCUGAGCUCACCCCAUCCUCCAAGAGGGAGGAGGCCCAAGUGAUGCUACUGCUGUUGCCACCUCUGCUGCUGGUACUCUAGCAAGCCUAAAAGGGUGGAUCCAACCAGAGAGGCAGGGGAAGACAAUCCCCCGUACCCACUGCUGUUGAUGUUGGGUUCAGGGGCUGCUUCUGACUCAGUCACAAGGAAAAUGGACCCAGCUUGCAUCUCUCCCUCCUUUCAACAGCGUCUCCAGGUCUCAGCAUGGGCUUCCAGGACAACAGUUGAGGAGACCUUAUCAAGGAGCACCGUGCAGUAGAUGCUGAUCCAUCACACUCCAGGAUAAGAAACAGUAACAUGGCAGUACCCAUUUGAAAGGAUUAAAAAGUGAAAGACCCCACCCAGAAAGGAACAAUGUCCAAGAAAGGGCGAAAUAAGGGCGAGAAGCCCGAGGCACUGAUUGUUGCCCUUCAAGCUGCCAAUGAAGACCUCAGGACCAAGCUCACAGACAUUCAGAUAGAACUACAUCAAGAGAAAUCCAAGGUAUCAAAGCUUGAAAGAGAGAAAACUCAAGAAGCAAAGAGGAUCCGUGAGCUGGAGCAGCGCAAGCACACGGUCCUGGUGACAGAACUGAAAGCCAAGCUGCACGAGGAGAAGAUGAAGGAGCUGCAGGCCGUGCGGGAGAAUCUCAUCAAGCAGCAUGAGCAAGAAAUGUCAAGGACAGUGAAGGUGCGGGAUGGGGAGAUCCAGAGGCUCAAGUCUGCUCUCUGUGCUCUCCGGGAUGGCAGCAGUGACAAAGUAAGGACAGCGCUCACCAUUGAGGCCCGGGAGGAGGCCCGGAAACUGUUUGACGCGGAGCGCCUGAAGCUCUUGCAGGAAAUUACGGACCUGAAAACCGCCAAGAAGCAGGUGGAUGAGGCCCUGAGCAAUAUGAUCCAAGCAGAUAAGAUCAAGGCUGGGGACCUGAGGAGUGAGCAUCAGUCCCACCAGGAAGCCAUCUCAAAGAUCAAGUGGGAGUCAGAACGGGAUAUUCGACGGCUGAUGGAUGAAAUCAAAGCCAAGGACAGAAUCAUCUUUUCCCUGGAAAAAGAACUGGAGACUCAGACAGGCUACGUCCAGAAACUCCAACUACAGAAGGAGGCUUUGGAUGAACAGCUCUUCCUAGUUAAGGAGGCGGAGUGUAACAUGAGCAGUCCUAAGAGAGAGAUCCCCGGAAGGGCCGGAGAUGGCUCUGAACACUGCAGCAGCCCUGAUUUGCGAAGAAAUCAAAAGAGAAUAGCUGAAUUGAAUGCCACUAUCAGAAAAUUAGAAGACAGGAAUACCUUGCUGGGAGAUGAACGAAAUGAAUUGUUGAAACGUGUGCGGGAAACUGAAAAACAAUGUAAACCUCUCCUGGAGAGGAACAAGUGCCUCGCCAAGAGAAAUGACGAGUUGAUGGUGUCUUUGCAACGCAUGGAAGAGAAAUUGAAAGCCAUUACCAAGGAGAAUUCCGAAAUGAGAGAAAAAAUAACAUCUCACCCACCCCUGAAGAAAUUAAAAUCAUUGAAUGACCUUGAUCAAGCUAAUGAAGAACAAGAGACAGAGUUUCUAAAACUUCAGGUCAUAGAGCAACAGAAUAUUAUUGAUGAACUCACAAGGGACCGAGAAAAGCUCCUCAGAAGGAGAAAGCAUAGAAGAAGUUCCAAGCCAAUCAAGAGACCUGUUUUAGACCCAUUCAUUGGCUAUGAUGAGGAUUCCAUGGAUUCAGAAACAUCGUCCAUGGCCUCAUUUAGGACAGACCGGACACCUGCUACUCCUGAUGAUGACUUGGAUGAAAGUCUAGCAGCUGAGGAAUCUGAGCUACGGUUCCGGCAACUAACAAAAGAAUACCAGGCCCUCCAAAGAGCAUAUGCUCUCCUACAGGAGCAGACUGGAGGCACAAUUGAUGCUGAACGGGAAGCCAAGGCUCAAGAACAACUCCAAGCAGAGGUGCUAAGGUAUAAAGCCAAAAUAGAAGACCUGGAAGCAACUCUGGCUCAGAAAGGCCAGGAUUCACACUGGGUAGAAGAUAAACAACUUUUCAUUAAGAGAAACCAGGAGCUUUUAGAAAAGAUUGACAAACAGGAAGCAGAAAAUCACCGGCUACAACAGGAACUACAGGAUGCCAGAGACCAGAAUGAGCUGCUGGAGUUUCGAAACCUAGAACUAGAAGAGAGAGAGAGGAGGUCUCCUCCGUUUAAUCUACAAAUCCACCCAUUCUCAGAUGGUGUGAGUGCUCUACAGAUCUACUGUAUGAAAGAAGGUGUGAAGGAUGUAAACAUCCCUGAUCUCAUAAAGCAGCUUGACAUCCUGGGUGAUAAUGGGAACUUAAGAAAUGAGGAACAAGUGGCCAUCAUUCAAGCCAGCACUGUGCUCUCCCUAGCAGAGAAGUGGAUCCAACAAAUCGAAGGAGCAGAGGCGGCCCUGCACCAGAAAAUGAUGGAACUGGAGAGUGACAUGGAACAAUUCUGCAAAAUAAAAGGCUAUCUGGAGGAAGAACUAGACUAUAGAAAACAAGCUCUUGACCAAGCAUAUAUGAGAAUCCAGGAACUAGAAGCUACUUUGUACAAUGCCCUGCAGCAAGAAACUGUUAUCAAGUUUGGUGAAUUGUUAAGUGAAAAACAGCAAGAGGAACUAAGGACGGCAGUAGAAAAGUUACGGCGGCAAAUGCUGAGGAAGAGCAGAGAGUAUGACUGUCAGAUUCUCCAGGAGAGAAUGGAACUCUUACAGCAAGCCCAUCAGCGGAUCCGUGACCUAGAAGAUAAAACAGACAUCCAGAAAAGGCAAAUAAAGGACUUAGAAGAAAAGUUUCUGUUUCUAUUCUUGUUCUUCUCUCUUGCCUUUAUUCUAUGGCCUUGAUGUCAAGGUGCCUCUUAAAGGAAAAUCAAAAACAUGGAUCAUACCCCAGAAAGGCAAAUGCUUCUAAACCUUCAACGAUGGCAAAAUUGUUUACACCAGUGCAAGGGAGAUCAAAAAUUCAGAACUACCCUGCAGCCAAGACUGUGUACUUUAAAGCCAUUAUUCAAGGUUUCUUACUUGACAGUUCAAAGUGACCCUGUUGAAAAUCUACAAUAUAUGCUGCAUUUAAUGAAACAUGUGUAUGUCAACCCAGAAGAAGGGAACUAUAAACAUAUAUUGUGUAAAGAAAAAAAAUUAACAACAAAACAAGUCUCAGCAGAUCAAGCAAAGAUGUCUUGGGCAUGGAACCAAAGUUAUAAUGCAACAUUCAACUCCUGCUGUGCAGGGGAGUCAUUUUAAUGUAACACCACACCCCAUUGAAACACUAUUCCUGAAAAUAAACAACAUUUUAAAAAAGUCAGAACAAACAAAAGAAAAAAAAACAAGGGUGGGUGGGAAAUGAAGCAAGAGAAAUACCUAUGAGAAGCUAUUUACAAUAAAAUGUUUCCUUUGAAAAGUCUGGUUUCUUACUACAGGAAUAUGCUUUUCUAUCUUUAUGAUUGUUUUAAACUCAGGAACACAGACAUCUGCAGUGUGAAUGGAAGAAAAGCACUCUCUGAAAGGUGGAGCUGGUGGAAUGCAUUCCACAGAUGAAAGUGGAUCCAGCAAGUGAAACAUCAGGAAAACAAUGCAGAUUGGAUGCUUCCUUGUUCUUCCAUAUCUGCAUUUCUCCUCCAAGAAGGGACUGAUGUUAUUCAUAUUGAAAAUGAGGAAGAUAAUGCUCGAACUCAAAGCUCAAUUCUGUUCAGGACGCUAACACUGUUAGGGAACAUGGGCUGGAGACAACCUCUGAAUCCUCCAAUUUCCAUAGUCCCAAAUUUCAUUUUAAAUUUGCCUGCAGAUGCAUAUGCUGUAUGACUUGGGUAAAAACAUCAUAGAGGUGAUAUUAUAAAUUUCUACCAAACAGUUGAGUUUGAUACAGAGAUGUGCAUAUUAAGAACAUCCUGACAUGCCCAAAGUAAUCUUACCUCUUGUCAUUGAGGAUAAUUUUUUUUCUAAGACAGCUGACAGCAACAAGAUAGCUCUACUUUUUUAUCUAGAGGUGCCCUAAUGUUACUGAUGAGGUGAUUUUCUACCAGAGGCAAUAGAAGACUGACCCUUUUCCUAAGUUAUCUAUUACUGAGUCUUGGAUUCAGCUCUGAAAGUAAAUACACAUUCUUUAAAAAAAAAAAAAAAACUAAUUUUACACCUCAUUUGCUGUAGAUAACAAGACAACCUCAAUUUUUCAAAUUUUCAAGGUUUUAUUCCUAGGAUUAUAAUUCCUAUGUACAGAGAAUGUUUAUAGGGAGCCAGAAACUCUCUUUAUGAAAUACUAUACUAUUCUUUCCACAUGUGAAUUCAGUUUUCCUUUAGUUUCAACACUGGCAUUUUCAAAGCAAGAACAAUAGCUGAAUAAUCUAUAAUGAAAAUAAGAAUGAUAGGGUCCCACUUCUUCUUAUAUUUACUGCUGACCCAGGUAUUUGGCCCAGUCACUUAACCUCUCUGUGCCUCAGUUUCCUCAUCUGCAAAAUGGGGGUUAAAUGCUUUGUCAUAAGAUUUUAUUUGCAAUUUGGGAACAAGAGGUGCUUAAGGUAGCACAAAGUGCUUUGUAAUUAUUAUAAAUGCUGUAUUAUUUGACUUUCUUGUACUGUUAAGGAAAAUAUUUCUUUAUGUAAUAAAAUAGUGCUUCAGUUUCAUUACACUUUAGCCUUGUGUCACUGAAGCUUCCCACUGAGCUACCUGGGACAUUAUAAGCAAUAAAGAUUGAGAGAGUCAAAACCAA